AUGGCGGGCGAGGCGUCGAGCGGGGAAGGCUUCGGUGGCGCCGACAGCGCAGAGGCCAUCGAGCUGGACAAACGCAUGUCGCAGGCCUUCAUGGCCUUCAACUCGGACGCCCACAAGCACGCCACCACGGGCACGCUGAUUCAGGCAUGGCGGCCGCGCACGGACGUCUCCGGCGCGGUGUACCUGGAGACCAAGGGGCUGCCAGUGUCCAUCUACGGCAUGGGCGACAUGCUGGCGCAGUUCCGCUACCUGUGCUGCUCCAGGCGGUUCUCUCCCGUGGUGCCCGACGAGAUGGGCGUGGUGGGGCGAGUGUUCUCCACCGGCAAGCCGGAGUUCUGCGGCGACGUGCAGACGUUCAAGGAGCCCGCGUACCUGCGGGCCCAGGAGGCCGCCUCGUGCAACCUGCACUCGAUGUGCGCGGUGCCGGUGUACAGGGGCUGCGAGCGCGGCGAGGCGGCGGCGGUGGUGGAGCUGCUGUGGCACGACAAGGACGUGCCCUUCGGGACCGCCAUCACGCGAUUGCAAUCCUGCUUUGAGACAGUGGGACUUUACACAACGGACAUGGACAUCUCUGCCAUCACGAUGGGGCUCAACAUGGUGUCCCUUGACGAUGGCAAGCCAGGAAGCUGA
This is a messenger RNA of Ostreobium quekettii, 630 nucleotides long. The record is from the annotation of a GenBank genome assembly. NCBI's taxonomy places the organism in Eukaryota, Viridiplantae, Chlorophyta, Ulvophyceae, Bryopsidales, Ostreobiaceae.